Messenger RNA from Macrobrachium nipponense, 1409 nucleotides. RefSeq lists its product as uncharacterized. The coding region runs from base 492 to 956 and encodes 154 amino acids. The record is from RefSeq and is a predicted model, not a curated record. The transcript is spliced from 4 exons. Lineage: Eukaryota; Metazoa; Arthropoda; Malacostraca; Decapoda; Palaemonidae.
UUUGCAUAUUAUGGGAGGAAAGAAUGCGACAGGAAUACUCCCAUGAAAAGAAAACGCUCGUUCACGCGACUUUACCAGCGUGUACUAUGUUUUUCUUCAUUUUGAAAGUGGACUAAUAUAUCUUCCCAUCUAUCGCGCACUUGUGCGACGUUAUUAUUUGACAAGGGAGGAUUUCCAAACAAACUCUCCAGGGAAAAAGCAACGAAAUUUCCCCAAAAAAGAGUCUUUGAGAGAAGUGACUGCUAUUGCUGCUGCUGUUGGUGUCUGUGGUGCUGCUGAGAGCAGCAGUAAAUAGUCACUCACUCACUGCCUUGUCUUAUAUGCAAGUGACAGGACGUAAAUCGGCCUCUGCUGAGUCGAACUUCCUACCUCCUCUCCUCCUCCUCCUCCUCCUCUUCGCUCUGUAUAGUAUACCUAGCAGGGUUAUUGAUCGCUAGAAAUGGUACUGUAAUCUAGUAAUCCAGUUGGGUAGUUAAACUGUUUGAAUCACUAUGAAUUCUAGACUUAACAGUUUCAACCCUCUAUGGUUAAGGGACCCUGAAUUCAGACGCUGGAUUGAAAGGGUACCCAACAAUCCCCAUAAAGCUCAUUGUUUGUUAUGUGAAAGAGACUUCAUAAUUGGAGACCAAGGUCAUCAUGCUCUUAAAGCGCAUGCAGCCACUCAUAGGCACAAAAUGCGCACUCAGAUGGUUUCAAGUUUAAAACAUGACCGUCGCUCAUCUGACAGAUUCCCCAGUUCCCCGGGAAGCUCAUCAUCACAUGGAGACACCUUUGAUAGUAAGCAGGUUUCCCCAUUGAGUAGAUAUGAGCGGGAUGACCAGUUGAUACCACUACUUGAUAAUGGGUGGAAUAUGGUGGAAGGACGAGAUGCCAUCAAUAAGACUUUCCUGUUCCAGAGUUUUAAUGAGCCUUCCAGGGACUCCAAUGUGUGGGACUGGAGAGCAUUACAUGGAUAAUUCCUCUCCAUGUUUGCAAAGGCCAUCAAAGCAGCUAUGCCAGAUGGGGUUCUACAGUUGUAUCUUCCUCAUUUCAAAGGUUUUGGAAGGUUGGACAUCUACUUAUGUUCAAAUCCCUUUAAAAUAGAGGCUAUUUUAAAUGUCGAAGUCAUAUUAAAAGGGGGAUUUUUCUCAAUUUUCUUGACCUUAGUGAUGCUUACUUUGACUUCUCUACCCACAAGUAUUCAGUGAGAUAAUUUUUGUGGUGGGGAAAGUGCUUCAGUUCACCCUGUCUCUAAACCUGACUAGGAUGGCUGAUUUAUGUAAAGUUUUAAAGGAAGAGCUGACAAGACAUCCAAAAAUGCUUAUCGAAUGUGCGAGUCCUUCUGGGCAGUAUGCAGGUCAACUGGGGGGAAUCCAAUCUGUCUUCUCCCCCUUAGGAAACAAACCUGUGCAUGUUGAUCAACCCUGUUA